AGCUCGCCAGUAAGUACGCGCCUGUAAAUCAACAGCUGUUAUUUUAUAAACAAGCUGAUCGGACAUUGUUCUCUCUAUUAGGAGCUGUUGCCAAAUCAUAAACUCCGCACAAAGCGAUUUAAAUUUUAAAACCCCAUAUUUGAAGGAUGAUUUUGAAUAGUUUCCGCGGUAAAUUUGAAAAAAUCAUUAAUGAAACUCAUAAUUAUUCAGUUUAAACUUGCAUAUGCAGUGAUAACCCAAAUUGAGGAGAAUUCUCCAUUCUCAUAAAGGGAUCUUGAACCCAACAAUAAAAAAGAGCAUUUCUGAUAUGGUGUUAACGAUUAACGUUAACUUGCGCUAAAUUAUUCCAAAAGUAACGUUUAACGAAGUCAACUUUUUUAGUAACGGACGAGCGAUUAACGAAGUUGAUUGUCUGAUUAACGGUGCCCAGCUAUGCCCUUUUAUUCAAUUGACUCAGAAAGUCUAAUUUAUUUCAGAGUGAAGUUGGAAGAAAAACCAGGGAUCAUAGACAUAUGCGAACACUUCAUAGAUGAAGAAGGAGUUUACGAUAGAGAAGAAUUUAUAAUAAGGAACAAAGGAAGUUGCACGAAUUCCUCAGAUGUAGAAGUUGAUGCAAAUCAGUCAACUGCCUUUUUCAACAAAAAAAUCUCUCAAGUAUUUGAUCCCACAACCAUUAAAUCUGAACCGGUUCACUUGGACCAGUGUGAAUUUCCUAAAUGUCACUUGAUUGGUGCAAGGGAAGAAAAAUAUCUUGAUGAACCCAUACAAUAUGAACAUACCGAUCAUACAUACUGCAGUAAAGACGACAAGAAUCCCGUUAAAUUAGAAGUUGUAGACAUUUUUGAACAGUUUAUAGACAAUGAAGGAGUUUAUGAUAGAGAAGAAUAUAUAAUUGAGAAUGAAAAAAUUAACCCAAACACUCUACUUAUUGAAGAUAAUUCAAAUCAAUUUCCUGCCUGUUUAAACGAAAAAAUGCCCCCAGUAUUAGACCCAACAGGCAUAAAAUCUGAUAUGUUUAACUUAGGAGUUGUGGACACUUAUGAACAAUUUAUAGACGAAGAAGGUGUUCACGAUAGAGAAGAAUAUAUAAUUGAGAAUGAAAAAAUUAACCCAAACACUCUACUUAUUGAAGAUAAUUCAAAUCAAUUUCCUGCCUGUUUAAACGAAAAAAUGCCCCCAGUAUUAGACCCAACAGGCAUAAAAUCUGAUAUGUUUAACUUAGGAGUUGUGGACACUUGUGAACAAUUUAUAGAUGAAAAAGGUGUUCACGAUAGAGAAGAAUUUAUAAUAAAGAACGAAGGAAGUUACAUAAAUUCCUCAGAUAUAGAAGUUGAUGCAAAUCAGUCAACUGCCUUUUUCAACAAAGAAAUCCUUCAAGUAUUUGAUCCAACGACCAUCAAAUCUGAACCGGUUCACAUGGACCAAUGUGAAUUUCCUAAAUGUCACUUGGUUGAUACAGGGAAAGAAAAAUAUCUCGAUAAAUCCACACAGUAUGAUCAUAAUGAUCAUACCUACUGUCGCAAAUAUGACGAGAAAUGUCAUGUCAAAUCAGAAAUCUUAGAAUUUGUCGAACAAUUUAUAGACAAUGAAGGAGUUCAUGGCAGAGAAGAAUAUAUAAUUGAGAAUGAAAAAAUGAACUCAAAUUCCCUACUUAUUGAAGACAAUUCAAAUCAAUCACCUGCCUCUUUUAACGAAGAAAUAUCUCCAGUAUUAGACCCAACAGGCAUAAAAUCUGAUAUGUUUAACUUAGGAGUUGUGGACACUUGUGAACAAUUUAUAGACGAAGAAGGUGUUCACGAUAGAGAAGAAUAUAUAAUUGAAAAUGAAAAAAUUAACCCAAACUCCCUAAUUAGAGAAAAAAAACAGACUCUUCAAAGGCAUUUUGACACUGUUCAUUUGAAAAUUAAGACGCACAGGUGUCACUUAUGUGAAUAUGCUGGGAGUGCUAAAGAGGCCCUCGAAAGACAUAUAAAAUCAGUUCAUUUGAAUAUUAAGAAACACAAAUGCCACUUAUGUGAAUUUGCUACGAGUAAAAAACAGACACUUGAUAGUCACGUGAAAUCUGUUCAUUUGAAAAUUAAGGAACACAGGUGUUAUCUCUGCGAAUAUGCUUCAAGUGAAAAAAAUGCUGUUGAAAAACAUAUAAAAUCAGUUCAUUUGAAAAUUAAGAAAUACAAAUGUCACUUAUGUGAAUAUGGUGCGAGUGUUAAGAAUAGACUUGAUUAUCACGUGAAUUAUGUUCAUUUGAAAAUUAAGGAUUAGGGAACACAAGUGUCAUCUGUGUGAGUAUGCUGCAAGUACAAAAAAUGUCCUCAAAAAACAUUUUUACUCUAUUCAUUUGAACAUCAACGAGAUAUUAAUGUCACUCAUGUGAAUAUGAAUAAUUCAUUGGAAAACUGGUAACAGGUGGGGACAUGUUACAAGCAUAAACGAUACUUAAAUAGUCGUGGAAAAUCUGUCCAUUCAAAUAGCAAGUAACAAUUGUCAGUCAGUGAGUAUAUUGUAAAUAAUUGAGGUUAUUUUUAA
Molecule: messenger RNA, 2526 nt
Organism: Coccinella septempunctata (seven-spotted ladybird)
Lineage: Eukaryota; Metazoa; Arthropoda; Insecta; Coleoptera; Coccinellidae
Product: zinc finger and BTB domain-containing protein 41-like
Exons: 3
Coding region: 433-2262 (609 amino acids)
Biological process (GO): regulation of DNA-templated transcription
Molecular function (GO): RNA polymerase II cis-regulatory region sequence-specific DNA binding; DNA-binding transcription factor activity, RNA polymerase II-specific
Source: RefSeq, a predicted model, not a curated record